Ahaetulla prasina is the source of this 6240-nucleotide messenger RNA. RefSeq names its product zinc finger protein 345-like. Gene Ontology annotation, biological process: negative regulation of transcription by RNA polymerase II. Gene Ontology annotation, molecular function: RNA polymerase II cis-regulatory region sequence-specific DNA binding; DNA-binding transcription repressor activity, RNA polymerase II-specific. The coding region runs from base 937 to 4353 and encodes 1138 amino acids. The transcript has 5 exons. Lineage: Eukaryota; Metazoa; Chordata; Lepidosauria; Squamata; Colubridae. The record is from RefSeq and is a predicted model, not a curated record.
UGCUUUGCAAGGGAGGGCAGGAAAUGACCGUUCCCACGCCGAGGGGACCGCUUUACAGGAAGCUGCGCUCUCGCCAAACGCUGGACCGAUCCUUCCUUCCUUUGCUGGUCCUUCCUUUCCCGCAGCUGCCCGGCUUGCGAAGCUCCCCCCCCCGCCUCCUUGCUGGGGAGCGGCGAAGUCGGAGGCUUCUGGCGGGCUGCCAAACCAAACCGGGAGAUCUGCUGGGUCUCCAGAUCUGGAGGCGUGGAGGGAUCUUGUGGUGCUAAACUAGAAAUCCCCCCAAUAUUGCACCUUCUGCACUUUUGCUUGCGGGGCGCGCCGGAGUCUUAAUUUCUGCGAGGAGAGGAGCUUCUUGGUUAGAGAUUUGAAUUCUGCCCAGUUCUCUUGAGGACUCCGGCAAGUUUAGGGUUGGGUUUUCCUGUUGAGAGCAUCUGGAGCAUUGCGAGGAUCUGAGUUUCCUGACUUUGGACAGCAUCUGCUUUUCAGGAUUCAAGAAGGGAAACAGCCCCUUCUGCUGCAAUCCAAGGCUUCAGGCUGAUCUGCACCCCCGUGUCAAUAUUCCUGAUAUUUGAGUCUUUGCAAAGUGGCACCCUGGAUACAUAUUAACACACCAAAAAAAAUCCCAUCGAGAUUUCUUAAAUUUCAAGAGAAACUUGCAUAUCCUUUGUAAUGUGUACCAUAGGUGGAAGUGGUACAUGUUGUGUGUUCAUGUCCAAGAUUUUUUGUUUUCACCCGUUGCAAUGAUCUUUCCAUUAGUGAUUGUGCUCUAUUGUUUUUGCUUUUAAUCCCUGCAAGCCACUCUGGUGUAUAUUUUUCAGGAAGGUACAUUGUAAAGGUAUGAAAUAAAGUUUUUUUUGUCAGUGCUUUGGAUUAUAGUGUUCUACACUGUUUUCAUCUUAGCCUGCCAGCUGGACCUAAUUCCCAAGGAAUCCAGUCAUGGAGGGGAGAAAUGCCUCAUUCUUCAAGAUGGCCGAAGGGGAUUCUACUCCCAUGAAUGAAAGUUGCUUUGCAGAUUCAGAAAUGAGUUCGGAUUUAUCUGGACAAACAGCAAGGACUCAGCAGGACAUUCUGAAAGAAGAAACUGGACCUUGUGUUGUCCGUCGUUGCCCUUUCAGGGAGUUCUGUUACCAGGAGGCUGAAGGGCUCCGAGACGUAUGCAGCCGACUCCACCAUCUUUAUGAUCGGUGGCUGAACCAAGAAGACCACAUGAAAACUCAGAUGAUGGAUUUGGUGGCCCUGCCCCCGGCCAUCCUGGCCCAGAGGGAGAACUGUGUCUGGGUGUGUGGAGCAGAGACCAGCUCUCAGGAAAUGGGUCUGGCUGGAAGCUUCCUCCUGAACCAGGGGGAGCAGAAAAUGCAGCAAAAACAGCAGGUUCGUGCGCUGUUCAUGGAGAUGGCCACCCAUGGUUCUAAAGCAUUAGGGGAUGUGUCACAUCUCCCUCAAGAAAUUGUCUUCGGGAAGAUUUCCCAGGAGGCCCCAUCUCAGGAGAUUUCAUCAGAAAAUGGAGCAGCGGUGAUUAUACCAAUGGAAAGGUCUCUUCUUUGUGGUGGUGCAGAAACAAUGGUUGUACUUCCAACUCAGGUUCUGGUGUCCUUUGAAGAUGUAACUGUGUUUUUCUCUGAGGAAGAGUGGGCUCUGCUGGAUUUUGACCAAAAAUCCCUGUACAGAGAGGUCAUGCUGGAAAAUGCUAAGAAUGUGGAGUCCAUGGUUGACAGGCAGAAACCAGAGAAUUAUAAUGAAGCAGGCGUGAAUUUUUUGAAACGAACUGAAACUAGAGAAGGGACAUUGCAAAAUCAGGAGGAGCCAAACAUGACUGAAAACCAGUUGAACAACAGGAUGGAGAAAUCCUCUAAUUUGAAGUAUGGCGAAAAUCGCACCUUCCAUAUGCAAUAUCGCAAAAAAAAAGGAAGCUGUUUAAAAGCUGAAAAAAUGUCCAUCCAUAAAUCAGAUGUCCAUGAAUAUAGCAGUAUCUGCACUAAAGAGAAGCAGCCUGACUGCAAGGAAUAUGGAAAAAAUAAUAAUCUGAAUCUCGGUCUUACUCGACAUCAAAACAUUGAGAUACCAAAAUCACAUAAAGGUUCAGACAGUGGGAAAAAUGUUAAUGAGAGCAGCACUUUUAACUCCCAGAAAACAGCUCAUAGAGUGGAGCAGUCAUGUAAAAGCAGAGAAUGCAUAACAAGUUUCUAUGCAAGCAGUGAUCAUAUUGUGCACAAAAAGUCCCAUCCAGGAAAGAAACCUUAUAAAUGCAUGGAUUGUGGAAAGAGGUUCUAUACAAGUAUUGAUCUAACUUCGCAUAAUAGUAUCCACACAGAGGAUAAGCCACUUAGAUGCACAGACUGUGGAAAGAGCCUCACCACAAGUCGUUCCCUUAGUGCACAUAAAAGGAUCCACCCGGGAGAUAAACAACACAAGUGCUUGGAAUGUGGGAAGAAUUUCAGCCGGAGUGCUUCGCCUAAUUCCCACGAACCGAUCCAUACGGGGAUGAAACCAUAUCAACGCUUGGCAUGUAGAAAGCGAUUUUGUUCAAGCGAUGAUCUCAUGGCCCAUCAGAGGAUCCAUACAGGGGAGAAACCGUUUAAAUGCAUGAAGUGUGGGAAAAACUUUGCAAUGAGACGCGGUCUUCAUUCUCAUGAAAGAAUUCACACAAGGGAGAAAGCAUAUGAAUGCACGGAGUGCGGAAAGACCUUUGCAAGUAGAAGUGAUCUUACUUCCCAUAAGAAGAGCCACACAGGGGAAAAACCGUAUCAAUGCUCGGAGUGUGGAAAAGGCUUCAGUUGGAGUAGUAACCUUACCUCCCACAGAAGGAUCCACACAGGGGAAAAGCCUUAUCAAUGCAUGGAGUGCACAAAGAACUUCAGAGACAUGAGUUCUUUUACUUCCCAUAAAAGGUUCCAUACGGGGGAGAAACCAUACAAAUGUACGGAGUGUGGGAAGAGCUUUAGUCAAAAGAGUCAACUUACUUCCCAUAAAAGGGUCCACACAGGGGAGAAACCGUAUAAAUGCACAGACUGUGGGAAGAGCUUCACCACAAGUGGUUCUCUUACUGCCCAUAAAAGGAAUCACACGGGAGAGAAACCGUUUAAGUGCACGGAAUGUGGGAAGAGUUUCAGCCAAAGUGCUUCCCUUACUUCUCACGAAAAGAUCCAUACGGGGAUGAAACCAUUCCAAUGCUUGCAGUGUGAAAAGAGAUUUGGUACAAGCAGUGAUCUCAUUUCCCAUAAAAGGAUCCACACGGGGGAGAAACCGUUCAAAUGCAUGGACUGCGGAAAAAGCUUUACUAUGAGACGUGGUCUUACUUCCCAUGAAAGGAUCCACACAGGGGAGAAACCGUACCAAUGCAUGGAGUGUGAAAAGUGCUUUAUAAGUAGGAGUGACCUUACUUCCCAUAAAAGGAUCCACACGGGGGAGAAACCGUAUCAGUGCACCGAGUGCGGGAAAAGCUUCAGUUGGAGCAGUAACCUUACUUCGCAUAAAAGAAUUCACACAGGGGAGAAACCAUAUAAGUGCAUGGAGUGUGGGAAGAGUUUCAGUCAGAGCACCUCCCUUACUUCCCACGAAAGGAUCCAUACAGGGAUGAAACCAUAUCAGUGCAUGGGGUGUGGAAAGAGGUUCAGUACAAGCAGUGAACUCAUUUCCCAUAAAAGGAUCCACACGGGGGAAAAACCCUAUCAGUGCAUGGACUGUGGAAGGAGUUUUAGAGACUUGAGUUCCUUCACUUCUCAUAAGAGGUUCCACACUGGAGAGAAGCCCUACAAAUGCAUGGAAUGUGGAAAGAGCUUUACUCAAAGCAGUCAGUUCACCUGCCAUAAAAGGAUCCACACAGGGGAGAAGCCAUACAAAUGCACGGAAUGUGGGAAGAGCUUCACCACCAGUGGUUCCCUCACUGCCCAUAAAAGGAUCCACACGGGGGAGAAACCAUAUAAAUGCACGGAAUGUGGGAAGAGUUUCAGCCAAAGUGCUUCCCUUAGUUCCCAUGAAAGGAUCCAUACUGGGAUGAAACCGUAUCAAUGCCUGGCUUGUGGAAAGACCUUCAGUCAAAGCAGUCAUCUUAGUUCUCAUAAGAAGAUCCACUCAGGGGAGAAGCUGUAUAAAUGCACCGAGUGUGAAAAGAGCUUUCAUACAAGCAGUUCCCUGAUAUCACAUAAGAGGAUCCACUCUGGCGAGAAACCAUAUCAUUGCAUGGACUGUGGAAAAAGUUUCAUUACAAGCAGUUCCCUUAAUUCGCAUAGGAGGAUCCACACAGGAGAAAAACCAUAUCAGUGCCAGGAAUGUGGAAAGAGUUUCAGCCACAAUACUUCCCUCUCUUUUCAUAAAAGGAUCCACACAAGAGAGAACCCACCUGCCAGCAUAUAAUGUGGAAGGAGUUUCAUUCAGAAUAAUGAAUAUCUGAUAAAAAGAGCCACAAAGAGGAGAGGCCCAACAGAUGUACGCAGUGUGGAAAGAUCUUGGUGUGGUUCCAUUUCUGAUUCCAGUGUCAAAAUAGAAAUGGAAUGAAUUAUGAUUAAAUGAUAGGGAAGGAAGGAAAAGAGAAAGGGUAACAUGGAUGAGGACAAUUACAGGAACGUUUUAGAAAAGCUUCAAUUUACUACAAUGAGGCCAAGAUUGUGUGAUAGGUACGGUAUAGAUCAGGGGUGUCAAACUCAAGGCCCAGGGUCUGGAUCUGACCCCCCAGGGUGCUUAGAUCAGGCGCAUGGGGCCACCCUGGAAACAGUGAAGGACCAGCCCAUGGUGCCUUUGCCCGUGGCCCUCCCGAGCUCUGUUUUUGCUGGCAGAGAGUUGCAAGAGGUCGUCGCAGCCGAAAACAGCUGGGGAGCCCGUUUUCGCUGGCAAAGCGCUUGGGCCACCACAGGCAUUCCCAACACGAGUGAUGUUGGGCUGGUCACACCCAUCCCGGCCACCCAAGGUCAAACACAACCCUGAUGAAAUUGAGUUUGACAGCCCUGGUAUAGAUGGACUUGAUGAGGUCUAACUAAGCAUAUGCCUCAAAUAUAAUCUUAUUGCAACAAGCUAUUGACUCGGUAUGUGGCAGAUGAGAAAAAAUAAAACCCACAUUAGGGAUCAGUAGGAAAAGAAUGGAAGUAAAACAGCUGUAACCGUUAUUCCCUUCUACAGUAUAUAAUAUUGUGUAUAGUUCUGAUUUUCCCAUUUGAAAAAUGAUAUAAAGAAGAUGGAGAAAGGUCAAAAGCAGUCAUCAAAAUGAUUAGUGGCUUGAUUAUAUUUGUGUUUGGCACCCUCAGGCAAAAACUAUAUAAAAUAAAUCACUUAGGUUUUAUAGAAGGUGUGGCAGAACUUGUGGGUGAAGUUAAAAGAGGAAUCAACCUAGAAUUCCUACAUAGCCCCACAUGGACUAAGUCCAAAACCUUGAAUUCCGUUGCCCAUUAUCUAACUACAAACAAGUAGUACGCAUUAGUUGGACAUUAAACUUCUCAACUAACAGCAUCAUCUUGUACCUAGCUAAGGGACAAGCGAAUUCAAGGGGGUUGGACCAGGGGUGAAAUGCUCCUGGUUCGGACAGAUCGCCCAAUCCAGUAGUGAUGGCGGGAAGUGGUUCGGAGAACCAAAAGCAAAAAUCCCUGCCCUCCCCCAUGCCCAGCUAAGCCGCGCAAUCAUCAGAGGUUUUUUUUUACUUUGUUGGAAGAAAUAUCCAUCUGGGUUCAGUUCCAAGUGGGGACAAAGACACUGGAAACAUGGAGACUGCUUGGAAAGAUGGUUUAAUGGUGGUCAGGAUCACAUGGCUUGAGAUCCUGAACAGAAAAAGGGCUGAGAUCCUGUGUGCUCCCUGGUUUUAUGCUUUUUCUGAGCUUUGAACUUUCUGGGGCACAGGAAGAGUAUCCUGAUUGGUUGUCAGACUCCCAGGGGGUGGGAGUCUUAGCUAGCCUUGCUGGCUGAUGUAAUCUUCCCAGGUGCCAUGUGGUGAGUUUCAGUUCUAGAUGGGUUCUAUUAUGAUGCAGAUGAUGGCCCAUUAGCAAAGGUGGGGGGUGGCAGGAAGUUGCAGGGAGCUGCUUUGUCUUUAAAACAUGUUUCUCCAUUUCUCAUCCAGGGAAAUAUAUUCUGCCUUUUAAGUAUUUUCUAAAAUAUUUCAUUCUUGUAGGAGGGGGGUGGGUGCUAAAUUCCUACAACUUUUAAAAGCAUUUUUUCUUCAGCCGAAAAAAUGCUUUUAAAAGUAAAAAAAAAAGCCUCUGAUGAUCGCGCAGCUCAGCUGGAAUCGUCAGAGGCUUUAAAACCUCUUCGGCCGAAGAG